GACCCAAAACUAGCCGUAAAAUUUGAAUUCUCGCCGAAAAUCGCGAAAUUUCGACAGUUUUUCAUUUUUCACCCAUUUCGGCGAGCAAAACCCAAAACCAACUUCAUACCCCUUCUCCCCUCAUCAAAACCGACCUGUGCUGCGAUUUUGGGGAGAUUUGGGGCAAGUUUUCCCGGUCAAGUUGGUGGCGGCGAGUCUCCGACGAAGCUCCGGCGACCCCUCUCAGACCUAUUUUUUGGCCAUUUUUCGCCUUCCUCGCCCGCACCUCACUUCCUCCUAUGUCAUACUUGCGUCUCCAGGUUGAUUUUUCACCUCUACCUUGUUAAUUUUGGGAUAAUCGGAUUAGGUAGGGAAGUGAGGAUGAUUUUGAUGAUUUGAAUGUUGAACCUAGAAUUAGGACGAGAAAUUAGGUGAAUUAGAUUGAUUGAAUGGUGGAAUGUUGAUAGACCAUUGAUUGCACGUAUUUUUACCUCCAUUCUUGAGCCGCUUGAGAUGUUGAUUCUCGUGUUUUAAGGCGAUUUCACGCUAGGUUGUGUGUUUAUGUCAUAUUUCAGUGCUUGGCGUUGAUGUUAAGGAGAAGGAACGAGUUUCGGGUCAAAAGGGGGACGUUUGAGUUGAAGGGUGCUGGAGGAGCAAAAUACCCGGCCAUGAGCAAUAAUACCUGGCCGGUUAUAAUUCUGAGGAGGUCGGGGAAAAUAGUUUUUGGGCGCCCAAAAGGCAGAAGGAGUUCCGGCCAGAGGGCAAAAAUACCUGAUCGGGUAUUCUGGACCUCGAUCGGGUAUUAAGGCCUUCACCGCUGCGCUGCGUUUCGAAAUCCCCGACCGGGCACCUGAAAUACCCGACCGGGGAUUAUGGCUGAGGAUCGCGAGCAGCUGACUUUUAAGGGAAAGAAGGCCAGUUUUGAGAGGGUUCCAAGUUUUAGAGAAAGAAAGUGAUACCUAGAGAGAGAAAGCGAUGAACCAGAGUUCCCAAAUGCCUUAGAUCGAUCUUCAUCAACAGUGGAGCCCGGAUAACGCUUGGAGAAGUGCCUAUGACGACCAGAAGCAUAACCUCAUUCUUCACUGCAUGUUUUCUUCUUCUGAGCUAGAGUUUGCUUCUCUCUCCAUGGAGUAACUUCCACAUUCACCUGGGUAUGAAGAACCCUAGAUUCGUAUGCUAGGUCUGAUUGUAUGAACUCAAGUAUGAAUCCACUGCUUUGAUUAUAUUCAAUUGAGGUCUGAUUUGUUGUAUGGCAUGAAUCUUGAUCAAAUUCCGGUUAUUUCUGCUUUGACCUAGAAAGAGAAUAUCUGCCUAGGUUGAUAGAGCACCCAUGAUUGAAGGUAGUGAAUUGACGACUUUAGUCGAGGAGUCAAUUCACUAUUCUGUACCGGAUUUACUCCGGUAGAGGAGGUUUGGUUCGUUAGGGCCUCAAUUUGUUUACUUUGGUGGAGGUAAGUCGCCCGUUGGGGACUCAGAUUGAGAGGGUCUGGAGACCUUUAGUCGAGACUGCAGAUUGUUUAAGAACCUCCCGCAGUAUAACUAUCUUUGAAUUCAAACUUGGUAAAUUACAAUCUGGCUUAACUGCAGUCUAGGGGGAACCAUAUCCGGGUGACCUCUCUCAACUUGAAAACAACCUUUUACAGUUUUGCUUGUUUGUUUACUUGGACCUUCACUACAUUUUCACUGCUAAAUAAUAAGAAUUCACGGAGUAGUCAUCACACUUAGGACCCGGGUUGACAUUAAAACCCAAACCCGCUAUACAACGCACUAGUAGGUGGUUGCACUUGGCCAUUUUCUAGUGUGACGGUAAAGGCGAGUCAAGUUUUUUGGCCCCAUUGUCAGGGUUGGCUAGGUUGUUGAAGAAACGUGAUUUUUGUUACUUUAGCAUUUCGAUUUCCGCAUUGACUGUUUGAUUUUUCCCACUUGUGCCUUCAUGGGUUUGCUUGCUUGACUGUGUGCAGGUAGUGCAUGACCCGUAGCCAGUCGGGAGAUUAACUACCAUUGGAUCCGGAGCUAGAACGCACCUUUCACCAACUAAGGAGACAACAGCGAGCAAGAAUGGCUACGGAGGAGCGCAUCGACGGCCACUUGAGCAGCGAUUCUGAGGAAGAGUACGAGAUGGACGGUGCGCAAAACCUGCCCCAUGGGAUGCCUCUCAAGGUUUACCCAGUGAAUCAGAUCCUGGGGAACAACCCAAUACCCCAGGCAGAUGGGGUUCAACAUCAACCACCACCGUGGGGUCCUACUAUGGAGUACUACUACACUCCACGGGUCGCCGACAUCCGCCUCGUCAUCCUCUAUCCGCCCAUUCCCGCGAACAACUUCGAGAUCAAGCCAUGAUGGAUUCAACUGAUUACAUCUUCCAUCCAGUUCCAUGGCUUGGAGGAUGAGGAGGCAAGGGUGCACCUUUCCCGGUUCCUGCAGCUGACAAACAGGUUCAAGAUGAAUGGUGUACCCGAUGAUGUGAUCCGUCUUCACCUCUUUUCCCAUUCUCUGGCGGGGCAUGCGAAGAGGUGGUUAGAGACCCAGCCCCCACUAUCCAUCACAUCGGGGGACAAUCUGGCCAACAAGUUCGUGAACAAGUAUUAUCCAGCAUCGAAGACUACAGAGAUUCAGCGGGAGAUCACUCAUUUCCGCUAAGAGCCAGAUGACUCACUUCGUGAUGCAUGGGAGCGGUACUCGAGAUUUUUUCUGGUAGUGUCCCCAUCAUGGCUUCAGUGAUGCAUUCACCAUGGGGAACUUCUGUAGUGCUCUCUCUCCAUAAAGCCAGAGGGUGAUU
Molecule: messenger RNA, 2758 nt
Organism: Linum trigynum
Lineage: Eukaryota; Viridiplantae; Streptophyta; Magnoliopsida; Malpighiales; Linaceae
Source: the annotation of a GenBank genome assembly